Messenger RNA from Erpetoichthys calabaricus (reedfish), 3124 nucleotides. Its product is annotated as zinc finger protein 260-like. The transcript has 3 exons. Gene Ontology annotation, biological process: negative regulation of transcription by RNA polymerase II; regulation of immune system process; regulation of cytokine production. Lineage: Eukaryota; Metazoa; Chordata; Cladistia; Polypteriformes; Polypteridae. Bases 324 to 2519 code for a protein of 731 amino acids. The record is from RefSeq and is a predicted model, not a curated record.
GCUUCUCAGGCGCCCGGCUUGUGCGCGUGCGCGCUCUUCUUUGUUCGCUCUUGCGUGACUUCUCGACUCUUUUAGAUUGAGAGCUUCAGGCUGGCGGGCGGCCGGCUGGAGUUCAGACUGCAGCGGAGGAGGAGCGGUGGUGCGCGUCGAGCUGGAGAGCCCGGAAUACAAGAGGAAUCUGCUUCUUGGGAGCUACGGACCCCUCAUUGAGCUAUGCGAUGACCUUUCAGCCAGGCUACUGAAUGCAUGGAAAGGCACCCAAACAAAGAGAACAGAAAAGGCACCACACUGAAGACAAUCGAUCCCCACCCUGAGCAGAAGCCAUGGAGCAAAGAGUGGCCCCCAUUAAAGAGGAGGACUGUGAGUGGGGCCCCAUCCACCUGGAGGAUCAUUGUAUGGCGCUAGAAGAUCAUGAGGUGCAGAAGGCUUAUUUUAAAGAGGAGGAGGGGGAAGAAGAGGAGACUGUUGUCAUUAAAGUGGAGGAUUCGGAGAGUGUCCCACUGAGCCAUGAAACUGUAAAUAUUGCAUUACAGACCGAGAUGACGUAUUUCAGAUCGCCAGUGUGGAGACUGGGUGCAGCCGGGCAGAACGUUGCUCAGCUGAAGGAAGAGGAGGAGAACGUUGUACAGUCAGUAAGCUGUGGGAGAGCAGAAAGGGAACCGUGGCCAUUGACAAGACCACCUGGAUUAACCUUGCUGGACGAGCCUGCUGGACUCUCAGAAUCUUCAGUAGUCGACUCUUCUCCUCAAGGCAAAGCUCUGUUGAAUGAUUGUCAAAGAACCUUAAUGUCCAGGGCUGAGCAUUUGUUGUCCACUCUUCUGCCGUCUCCUUCCCCUCCUGUUGUAAAUCGGACAAAGAGAGCUACGGUCAGAAAUCAGCAACCGAAGCACAAGACCCGUCAAGUGCCUUUGAUUGUCUGCCAGGUGUGUGGGAAGAAUUUUAAAAACAGGACCGACCAUAAGAAUCACCAGCGAGUGCAUACUGGGGAGAAGCCCUACUGCUGUAAUAAAUGUGGCAAACGAUUCACACUGAGUGGCAACCUUCAGACGCACCUUCGGCUGCACAGUGGUGAGAAGCCGCACACCUGCUCUGUCUGCGACAAGCGGUUCUCCAUGAAGAAGUACCUUCAAAGCCACAUGAGAACUCACACGGGAGAGAAGCCUCACAGCUGUGGCGAAUGUGGCAAGAGAUUCUCAGACGUAGGCCACCUUAAGAGACAUAGAAGAAUUCACACUGGAGAGAAGCCGCAUGUCUGCCCAGAGUGUGGCAAGUUAUUUUCAGACAUUGGCAGCCUUCAGAAACACAGAAGGAUCCACACGGGUGAAAAACCUCACUGCUGUCCUGAAUGUGGCAAACGAUUCUCCCUCAUCGGCAACCUAAAGCGACAUUCGUCAGUGCACACAGGAGAGAAACCACACAGCUGUGCUGAAUGUGGGAAACGCUUCUCCGAUGUGCAGACUCUUAAGAGACAUGCAAAAGUCCACACUGGGGAAAAGCCUCAUAGCUGCACUCAAUGUGGCAAACGUUUCACAGACAUUCAUACUCUCAGGAGACAUGAGAGAAUUCAUUCAGGAGAGAAGCCACACCAGUGUGCCGAAUGUGGUAAAAAAUUCACAUGCCGGGGCAGUCUCAUCAUACAUGCCAGGUACCACAGUGGAGAGAAACCGCAUUGCUGUUCUGAAUGUGGCAAGCGAUUUUCAAACAUCAGUGAUCUCAAGACUCAUGCAAGGAUUCACACUGGGGAGAAACCUCACUGCUGCGGUGAAUGUGGCAAACGCUUCUUGACAGUGGCCAGACUUCGGAUGCAUUCACGAAUUCACACUGGCGAGAAGCCCUACUUCUGCACCCAGUGUGGCAAGCGAUUCUCGCACAACAUCAGCCUUCAGAUCCACUUAAAAAUUCAUAAAGGUGAGAAACCUCAUGGCUGUCCUGAAUGUGGAAAACGAUUCUCCAUCAUCAGCAAUCUUAAAAGACACAUCUUAAUUCACACUGGACCCCGAGAGAAGCCUCACUGCUGUUCAGAAUGUGGCAAACGUUUCUCAGAAAUCCAAAGUCUGAAAACACACGCAAGAAUUCACACGGGAGAGAAACCGCACUGCUGCUCUGAGUGCGGCAAGCGUUUCACAAUCAUCAGCACCCUUAAGAGACAUGCGAGAAUUCACACUGGAGAGAAGCCGUAUUUCUGCAGUGUUUGUGGAAAGCGGUUUUCAGACAGCAGGUACCUUCAGGUGCACCUCAGGAUUCACACCGGGGAGAGACCUCACUCCUGUGCAGCCUGUGGCAAACGAUUCACCACCCUGAGCAAUCUCAAGAGGCACACGGCCAUCCAUACUCGAGUGAAGCCUCACUGCUGCCAUGAAUGCGGCAAGCGAUUCUCAAAUGUCGCUGACCUGACAACCCAUGAAAGAAUUCACACUGGAGAGAAACCGUAUUUCUGUUUUGAAUGCGGCAGGAACUUUGCAGCCGUCAGCAGCCUGAAGAGGCAUGCAAGAGUUCACAGAGACCCCCAACUUGUGUGAAGUUGACACCCAUGGUGGCAGUGCAAGCAAAACCACCAGAAAGUGUUUACCAUCAAAGGAGCAACCACAUGGAAAUAAAAUGAAAACGCAUGUGCUUGAGGCAGAGACACAGAGUAUGAAGUACCGUGGCCACCCUCAUACUCACAAAUACUCCCAGCAUAUUUGGUGCAUACCUUUACUUGGCAAACACUUCAUAACAAUUCUCUGCCACACCUCAGAAUUACGCAGAUUAGGAGAGGUUAUUGCAGUUUCUGAGAAACAAGCUCAAAAUGUCUGCUCCAUGAACCAAUGGAGCUUCUUCAAAGGAUUCAGUUAUAUACUGCUAUGUUAUCAAGUGUGAAUGGGGCCACUUGAAGGAAACAAAAGGGGGACUGUGAUAAUCGCAAGAGCACGACAGACAUGGGAUCUUUUGAUGACAAUCAGUACUCACCUUCUGGAAGAUACCUGUUACCAGUGCUUUCCAAAAUUCGAUUUGAAGCAAGCGUUUUCAGAGUAGACCCCAACAUGGUCUGUGCGUUUUUGUGUGGCUGGAGGGUGUGAAGGUAAACUGCAGACCCCUAAUAUAAUGAAAGGGCUGCCAAAGUGACGAGAGGAGCACAGCACUG